Salpingoeca rosetta is the source of this 2780-nucleotide messenger RNA. RefSeq lists its product as uncharacterized. The coding region runs from base 74 to 2596 and encodes 840 amino acids. Lineage: Eukaryota; Choanoflagellata; Craspedida; Salpingoecidae. The record is from RefSeq and is a predicted model, not a curated record. The transcript is spliced from 21 exons. Gene Ontology annotation, biological process: Golgi organization; intra-Golgi vesicle-mediated transport; intracellular protein transport. Gene Ontology annotation, cellular component: cis-Golgi network; membrane; COG complex.
GGCAUUUACAAGCAAGCAAGCGCAGCCAACCACUUUACUUUCCCGUACAAACACCGUCGUCCACCCAGCCGACAUGGAGAAGGCGACGCGAUGGCAGAGCCAGUACGUGCUGUCUGGGUGUGCUGCGAAGGUUGCAGAGCAGCUCGAUCAGCAAGCACAAGCUCAGUUGGGCCUGAAGCCCAACAUAGCAAGUCAACAACAGCAAGCCAAGGACAACCAAGCCUUUGAUGCCAGCCACAACGCGUCGGAUGCAGAUACAAACCCAACUCAAACCUUCUUCACUUGGCUCGAGAAGAUUGAAGAACAGAGAGGCAACGAGCAAGAGCGCGUGGUUGUGGAAUAUCUUGACUUGCUCAAGUCUUACAAGGACCGAAGUCAAGGCAUGAAGGCGGAAAUCUCGGCAGCCCUCACGGACUUGGAGGAACUGAGACAGCUGCAUUCGUCAGUGUCGUCACAAACCUCCGCCAUCCACCUUGCAUGCGAGCAGCUGCUGCAUGACGAGCGCGCACUUGUGCAGUCGUGCGAUGCCGUGAGCGCGCGGUUGCAGUACUUCAAGGACUAUGACCGCUUCCGCAAGCUCAUCAACUCGCCCACGCUCUCCGUCAUGAGUGACCAGUUUAUCGCCAUUCUGUCCCGCUUGGACGAAUGCAUCAUCUUUCUCUCUGACCAUCAAGACUACCAAGAUGCACAGAUGUACGUGACGCGAUUUCGGCAUCUGAGGAACAAAGGGUUGGCUCUUGCGCACACGCGCAUCACAAACACCAUCCGCUCCCUCAUGCAGCCCCAGUCUGGCGAGGCGGCCACGCCCGUUCGCGCCAUCCGCGCUGACGACCGCGCUGUAUCUCAAGUGCGCACGCUCAUGGAACAGCUGGAGCGGCGCCGCGCAAACGGCGAGGAGUACGGCAACCUCCUCCAAGCGUGCUACAACUUCUACUUUGAGCAGCGCCACAACAUUCGGGCCGACAGUAUCGCGCAUAUGAUUGAAUCCAACUUGCGUGAACACCACGCCAACCUACCUCGCCUCGUCCGCAACGGAUGUCAAUUCAUGAAAACGCUUUGUGAGGAAGAACGCAUCAUGUACAACCGCUUCUUCACCACCAUCAACGAAGGAUUCCACAACAUGAUUGAUGGAAUGACGCGACGAUUCUACGAUGCCGUUCGCCCUCUCAUUCUCCAGCGCGCUGUGUCGUUGGACGGGCUCAUCCAGCUUUGUACUGUCAUCAACGUGGAAGUGCUCGAGGAUGAGGAGGUGAUGUCGCCGUUUGCGUCUGUGGCGGAAGAGCUGUUGGCAGAUGUACAGGAGCGCCUCACCUAUCGCGCCCAGACGUUCAUCGACACGUCUGUGCGGCGGUACUCGCCCACAAAGCCCGACGUGGACUAUCCGGCGCGGCUGCAGCUCGGCACGGCCGCCGAUGCCACCGCGUCCUGGUAUCCGCCCAUCACCCGCGCACUCACCCUCCUCUCGCAGCUCUACCGAAGCCUCGAGCGGUCUGUGUGUGAAGGAAUUGCGCAGGAAAUUCUUGAUGCAGCGCUCUCGUCUCUCCACACGGGCGCGCGUCUGGUCAAGGCAGCAAAGGGCGCAUUCCAUGCUGAUCUGUUUAUGAUCAAGCACCUGCUUGUGCUCCGGGAGCAAAUUGCGCCGUUUGACUUUGCAUUUGCUGUGACGGAGGUUGGACUGGACUUUUCUUCCAUCCGUGAUGCCGCCGUGAGCCUGCUCUCGCAGACAAACACGCUCUUCCGCUUUGAUAAGACCAACGCCCUCUACUCCUUCCUUGUGAAGGGUGCGCCUGCGGUGACAAAAGACCGGCUGGACGCACGGCAGCAGAUUGACACGCAGCUGCGGGACGUGUGCCGCGCGUUUAUCGAGCACGAGGUGCAGGUGAUGGUCGCCCCAAUCAAAUCCUUUCUGCAGCAGGUUGAGAAGAUGAGCGAGAAGCAGCGGCAGCAGCUGCCAGCGAAAACACCGCCUGAGAAGCUGCGAUCCAUGCACGCGUCGAGUCAAACAGCAAUCGCCACAGAGGUUGAGAAGCUACGAAAGUUCCUGAACCUUUACCUGCAAAGCAGCGACACAGAAACCAUAUUGUUCAAACCAAUGAAGAAUGGAGUGCUGGAGGCGUAUCGGAUGGUGCAGGAGCUGCUGAGUAAAUACUACAGCGACAACGAGCGCGCAAGUGCACAAUGGCCUUCAUUGGAUACAGUCAGCGCACAGCUGUCUCUCACGCCAGCAGCGACACCAGCAGCGACAUCAACAGAGGUAGUUGCAUCACAAGCAGCAAAGGCAGACUCAUCACAAGCAGCAACAGCGCCAAUCACAGACGGGGUGCGCACGUUGAACGAGGGCGAAGCAACAGUGCAAACGCCGCCCGCAACAGUCACCGUCGGCGUAUCUGCUGUUAGCAAUGGCGGUGACGGGCACGUGCAGAGCGCCCAGGCAGCGACGACGUCCGUGGCAGCGUCAUCGCCAUCCGUGUCAUCGUCGUCAUCGCCGACAGAAGCAACGCACAUGCAACACCACCACCACCACCACCACCACCAGCAGCAGCAGCAGCACACCGAGCACGAUGCACAGAACGGCAGCACUGUUGCUGAGAGCUGAUGUGAAUGUGCGCAUGUUGCAUCUGUGCAUGUCAGUUUUGUACACACUUUGUUGUUGUCGAGCGUGCCCGCGUAUGUGGUGUGUUCGCUUGAGUUUCACUCCAUUGAGACCAUUGUACAGAAGCAACCGCGUGAGUUCAGUUUAAUACCACGUUAUCAACACCACAUGUCGUGCGAAUAAACAC